GAACUAAGCGCGACAACAGCGCCACUUAAAACGCGCGAAAUUAUAUUCGUUUUGUUAAUGUUUGAAAGUUGAAAUUUCGUAUUUUUACAUCGUUAAAUAUUGAUUAUAUGAUUAUAUCAUUUGUUUUCAUAUUAUUAGUCCUAAUUUAUUAUUUCAGUGUUAUUGUGAAAUGGAUCGUGUGAUGGGAAUAAAAUGACUUCGACGGACACUUACCAGUUAAAAUGGCACUCACACAGUUCGCAUUUAAAUGGUUCGGUGGCGUCUUUGCUCCGAUCGGAGCGGUUUACGGACGUGGUGCUCUGCACGAUGGAUGGAUCGCAGAUACCAGCGCACAAGUUCAUCCUGGGAUCAUGCAGUGUUUACUUGAGCUCUCUUUUGGAGAGCCAACGUGCUGUCAAUCGAAUGGGCGGAAUGCUGUACGUUGUACUUCCAUCAGAAAUAUCGACGAAAGCCUUGAAAAUCCUUGUCGAAUAUAUGUAUAAAGGAGAAACAACGGUAUCAAAUGAAGUCUUAGACACAGUUUUAAAGGCAGGUGAGGUGCUGAAGAUCCGAGGACUUUGGAGGCAGGCUGAUGAAGAAACUGCUGUUUCAGAGAAAACAACUGCAAUAGCGUCGCAAACAAUUGUCAACAAACAAAUGGUGAUUGCUAAGAAACCUGAGGAAAUACAACCAAAAGUAGCGUCUAAGAAAGAUGAUAAACUAGUGAAAGGUUUUAGUCCACAACAACAGGGUGUGACAAGGCCAAUGUUUAUCGGACCACCAAAGCUGGUGUUCAUAAAGACAAGUGAAGGUGGGACUACUGCAUUACGACCUGGCGCUCCUAAAGGUCAAACUAUACUGGUGGCUCAAGCCCCACAGCCGGAGAUCAUGACCUCCUCAGUCACCACAAUCCCUACACCAAGUAUUGCUGUUGGAUCUGCCACGACUAUAUCUGAUGAUUCUCCAGAUGAAGCUCCCCCGACCAGGGUACUGAGAAGGCAUGCUGCGGAAAAGAAAUAUGGAAAGAGACAGAAGACUGAAGUAAAGGAGAGUGAGGAGGCAAAAGAUAGUGAAGAUAAUCAGGACAAUGUAUCGGAGACUUCAAAGAAAUCAUCACACAGCACCUCUGUGCCCACCGAGGUGCAGGUGAAGGAGGAGCCGGAGUGGGAUGCGAGCAGCAUAGAGGAGGAGGAGACCUCAAUCGCGGAGAUGUUCCACGCUGAGAUGACAGUCAAGUCUGAACCCAUCGAGGAGAUGGAUAUUGAAGAGGAAGGACUGAUGUACAGUCCGCUGGCGUGCGAGCUGUGCGCGGAGGUGUUCACGGUGCCGGGCGCGUGGGUGCGCCACGUGCAGGGCCACGCGCACGCCGACCACACGCACGCGCGCCACCGCAAGACCAGAUCCGCGAGCGACGACACGGAGGAGACGAUGGCGCUGCUGCGCUGCGACCUGUGCCAGAAGCACUUCCCCAACCCCGCGCAGUGGGUGCGCCACAUACAGAGCACGCACACCGAGACAGAAUUGGCCAUAUCAAACAACAGUGCCCCACCAAAACGUCACAAUCGUUUCACAGAGGGCGCGCAAAACAAGAUUUGCUCGCACUGCAAGAAGAUAUUCCCCUCGCACGCCUCCAUGCUCAUACACAUGCGUACUCACACCGGUGAGCGUCCGUUUGUAUGCGGCCUGUGCAACAAAGGUUUCAACGUGAAGUCCAACCUGCUGCGGCACCUGCGCACGCUGCACGACCAGCUGGCGGGCGAGGAGGGCGCCGCGGGGGAGGAGGGGGAGGGCGCGGAGGCGGGGCCCUCCGAGGUGAAGCAGGAGCCAUGAGGACGCGGAGGGGGGGCAGGUAGAGGGCGCGGGCGGCGCGGCGCGGGCGAGCGCGGGGCGCGCGGGGCGGCGGCGCUGCGCAAGCAGAGCUACUCCCUCUUCCUGAAGCAGCGCGCGGUGCUCUUCUCCGCCAAGAAGUGGAAGUGACACCGCACCACGCUACUGAUCUCUGGUUGCACAUUCAGCUUACAUCUACCCACACUUUAUACUCGAAUUCAAUGAAAACACUACACACAAUACACUAGCUUGGUUUGUAUCGGGGGGAAAUAUUAAAAAAAGAUGCCCUUUCUGAAGGGCAAGACAGGAUUAUGUGGAUUAUUCCCAACCGUCACCUGUUCUGCCCCCAUGUGAGAAUAAAAAGUUUCAUUCGUCCCACUAUCAUCAUUAA
Messenger RNA from Papilio polytes (common Mormon), 2197 nucleotides. RefSeq names its product zinc finger and BTB domain-containing protein 17-like. Bases 193 to 1809 code for a protein of 538 amino acids. Lineage: Eukaryota; Metazoa; Arthropoda; Insecta; Lepidoptera; Papilionidae. Gene Ontology annotation, biological process: regulation of transcription by RNA polymerase II. Gene Ontology annotation, cellular component: nucleus. The transcript is spliced from 10 exons. The record is from RefSeq and is a predicted model, not a curated record. Gene Ontology annotation, molecular function: protein binding.